UUUUCCGAUUGAUUUCAUUUUCACCCUUAAUUGUAAUGUUUGUUAUUCAAUUAAUAUUUGGUACUUUAGCCCCCCCCCUCCCUCCCCCAUUCUCCACUGUUUCUAUUUUACACCAAAAUCCCCCCAUUUCUCUUUAAUAAUAGAAAAAUGCCGUUUAUCCCCCCGGGACCCCCCAGUAGGGGAGGUGGAGCUGGGGGGACACUGGGGGGACACUGGGAGCACUGGGUUCAACUGGGGGUGCUGGUUAGAACUGGGAGCACUGGUUUGGACUGGGGUUACUGGUUUGGACUGGGAGUGCUGGGCUGAGCCGGGGCUACUGGGCUGGACUGGGGGUGUUGAGCCGGGGCUACUGGGCUGGACUGGGGUUACUGAGCUGGGGUUACUGGGCUGGACUGGGGGUGCUGAGCUGGGGUUACUGGGCUGGACUGGGAGCACCCGUUUGAACUGGAGACGCUGCUCCACACCCGUCACGCGCGGUGUCACCGUUUCGGGUGACACCCCAGCCCCCCCGCCGCCCAUUGGCAGCUCCAGCCCCCGAGGGGGCGGGAAGUGGCCGGGGCCGCUGUCCCCCCCCCGUGGCACCACCGCCCGUCCCGCUGUCCCCGUGUCACCCGUGUCACCCGCGGCCGGACUCGCCCCCAGGUGCGGGCGGCAGGACGGCUCGGCCACCGAUGCCCGGAUGCCCCUUCCAGCCCCGUCCCCGCCGGUGGCAGCACCUCCCGGUGUCCCCCGUGUCCCCGCUGGACGCCAUGUGUCCCCCCGGCGCCCGCGGGGUUUGGUGGCUGGCGCUGCUGGCGCUGCUGGCACCGGCGGGGGACGCGGCGCAGCCGCUGUGCCAGAUCGACGCCGCGGGCGGGACGGGGCUGUGCCGGGGGCAGGGCCUGGCGCGGGUGCCCCCCGCUCUCCCCGGCGGCCUCCGUGAGCUGGACCUGUCCUACAACAAGCUGCGCGAGAUCACGGCGGCCGAUUUCGCCGGCAUGACCCGGCUGCGGCGCCUGGACCUGGCGUACAACAGCAUCUCCCGCAUCGCGCCGGGCGCCUUCCUCGCCACCCCCCUCCUGGAGCAUCUGCGGCUCUUCAACAACUCCCUGGACCGCAUCCCGGCGCCGGCGCUGGCGCCGUUGGCCAACCUGCGCUGGCUGGACAUGUCCAACAACCUGUACGGCAGCGCGGCCCUGGACGGCGUCUUCGGGCGGCUGCGGCGGCUGCGGGAGCUGUCGCUGGGGGGGCCGCUGCUGCGGGACGUCUCGCGGGGGGACUUCGCCGUCCUCAAGGACACGGCGCUGCGCAAGUUCGCCAUCAAGUCGGCCUCCGGGCUCCUGCGCUACGAGCCCGGCGCCUUCUCCUGGCUCAACACCACGGAGCUGUGGUGCGACGUGGCGCUGGACGGCAGCGCGGCGGCUCUGCCGGCGAUGCUGCGCGACCUGCGCGGCAAACCCCUCGAGCUCCUGCGCUUCCGCAACCUCUUUGAGUUCACCUACUACUCCGGCGACGCCGACCCCUUCGCCGGCCUGGCCGAGCUGCGGGUCACCAAGCUGGUGUUCUACCGCGGCAAGUUCAACGAGAACCUCCUGCGCUUGGCCUUGCUCAACAUCCAGCGCUCCCGCGUCCGCGACCUGGCGCUGGUGGCCAUCGACUUCGCCCGCUCGCCGCGCUGGGACGGCGCCGGCGCGGGGACGGCGGCUCCGCGGCUCAACCGCCUGUUGCUGCAGGACAUCAGCAACCCCGACGUGCUGCGCUUCGACGGGACCUUCACGUGGCUGAGCGGUGUGGCCGCGCUCUCCAUCAUCAACGUCAACUUCAACUACGUGCCCUGCGACGUCUGGGCCGAGAUGCGCAACGUGGAGGCCUUGGACAUCUCCAACAACCGCCUGGAAGACGCUUUCAUCUACAACCAGCGCUGCCGCUACCAGGGCAUCAUGCCCAAGCUGGAGAGCUUCACCCUGGCCACCAACCAGCUGCUCAGCCUGGCCGUGGUGGCCGCCCUGACGCGGAGCUGGCCCCGGCUCGCCCGCCUGGACGCCAGCCACAACGGCCUGGGCGGCCUGCGGGAGACGUGCCAGUGGAGCCCGGCCCUGCGCUGGCUGGCCCUGCGCCACAACCGGGUCACGGUGGGGACCUUCGGCUGCCUGCCCACCACGCUGGAGUUCCUGGACCUCUCCUACUCACAGCUCGACCGCCUGGACAUGGACUAUUUCGCGCGGAGCCCCCGGCUGCGCGAGCUGCGCCUGAGCGGCAACAAGAUCAAGUUCAUCCCGUCGGAGUGGACGUGUCCCCGCCUGGAGGUGCUGGCCAUCGACGGCAACUCCUUCGGCGUCAUCAGCCGCGGCUCCUUCGUCAACAUGCCGCGGCUCGUCAGCCUGGCGGCCGGCAGCAACCCGUACCACUGCACCUGCGACCUGCACGGCUUCCUGGAGGAGACGCGCCGCCGGGGCCGCCCCGUCCUGGCCGACUGGCCCCAAAACUGGACCUGCUACCACCCCGAGGCGCUGCUGGACACGGCCGUGGCCGCCUACGCCCCGCGGCCCCUGGAGUGCGACGUGCCGGCGCUGGUGGCCGUGGCGGUGGCCGGCACGGCGGUGGCGGUGGCCGCCUGCGCCGUCCUCUGCUGGAAGCUGGAGGUGGGUUGGUACCUCCGCGCCACGUGCCGCCUGGUCCGCGCCAGGUACGGCGGCCAGCGCUCCGCGGGCGCCCCGCGGCCCUGCUCCUACCACGCCUUCAUCUCCUACAGCCGCGCCGACGCCGCCUGGGUGCGCCGGGAGCUGCUGCGGCGCCUGGAGAGCGUCGCCCCGCCGUACCGGCUCUGCAUCCACGAGCGCGACUUCAUGCCGGGGCGCUGGAUCAUCGAGAACAUCGUGGAGAACAUCGAGCGCAGCGCCAAGGUCGUCUUCGUGCUGUCGCGCAGCUUCGUGGACAGCGAGUGGUGCAACUACGAGCUGUACUUCGCGCAGCAGCGCGCCGUGGGGCUGGGCGCCGGGGACGUCAUCCUGGUGCUGAAGGAGCCGGUGGCCGUGCGGGGUUUGCCGCGGCGCUUCGCGCGGCUCCGCAAGAUGCUGGGGACCAAGACGUACCUGGAGUGGCCCCGCGAGGCCUCCAGGCGCCCCUUCUUCUGGCUGCAGCUCCGCAGCCUCCUGGGGACACCCGGGGAGCUGGGGGGUGGCGGGGAGGGGGACUCGGCUGCGGGUGUCACCACGUAGAGGUGGCUUCUUGCUCCGGUGCCCUUCAGGAGCGGGGAGCUGGUUUUGGGGGGUCACUGUGGGUUGGGCAUCUCCCUUGCCUCAGUUGCCCCCGAUCAAGGGGUUUGGGGGUCCUGGCUGAGGUCACUGCAUCUUCUCAAGCUCCUCCAAGGGACAGGAGGUGACAGUGUCACCCUGGGGACAUGGAGGUCACCCCAACUCCUCAAGCUCCUGCAAGGGACAAGAGAUGGGGACAGGAGGUGACAGUGUCACCCCGGGGACACGGAGGUCACUGCAACUUCUCGCCUCCUCCAAGGGACAGAAGGUGGGGACAGUGGCCGGGAGGUGGCAGCAUCACCCGGAGGACGUGGCCACUCUCAACCCACCCCAAAUCCACCCAAAAUCCCGCAGGGGGACACGCGGUGACCCCCAAAUCCCCCGUCCCGACACCCCCAGCCCGACAGCGACGUCCCCAAGGGGAAGCUCCGGGGUCCUGUCACCUCCAGGGGACACCCCGCUCCAGGGACACCCCGCUCCAGGGACACCCGGCUCCAGGGGACACCCCGUUCCAGGGACACCCCGCUCCAGGGGACACCCGGCUCCAGGGACACCCGGCUCCAGAGACACCCCGUUCCGGGGACACCCCGCUCCAGGGACACCCGGCUCCGGGGACACCCCGCUCCGGGGACACCCGGCUCCGGGGACACCCCGCUCCGGGGACACCCGGCUCCAGGGACACCCGGCUCCAGGGACACCCCGCUCCGGGGACACCCCGCUCCAGGGACACCCGGCUCCAGGACACACGCCCACCCCGUCUGAGCCAAAACCGCCAGAAAACGGGAAAAAUAGUCCCAUUCAUCAGCAGCGGGUGCCCCCGAAUCCCGCGGUCCCGCCCCCUCCCUCUCUCGUUUCUUUCCCUGUUUUUCUCCACUUCGCCUUUUCUUCCCUAAAUCCACCCCCCAAGAAAAAAAAACCCACACCGCAGCUGCUUAUUUUUAGCAGCCAAUGGGGGUGGAGGAGGGAAAAACCUGCAGAAAGAGGAAAAGAGAGAAAAAAAUACAUAUAAAUAUCCUG
Molecule: messenger RNA, 4250 nt
Organism: Columba livia (rock pigeon)
Lineage: Eukaryota; Metazoa; Chordata; Aves; Columbiformes; Columbidae
Product: toll-like receptor 2
Exons: 2
Coding region: 672-3197 (841 amino acids)
Biological process (GO): immune response; inflammatory response; toll-like receptor signaling pathway
Cellular component (GO): plasma membrane
Molecular function (GO): transmembrane signaling receptor activity; protein binding
Source: RefSeq, a predicted model, not a curated record